Owenia fusiformis is the source of this 1072-nucleotide messenger RNA. NCBI's taxonomy places the organism in Eukaryota, Metazoa, Annelida, Polychaeta, Sabellida, Oweniidae. The record is from the annotation of a GenBank genome assembly.
AUAACCGUAACUAACAAGAGUUCGGGAAUCACAAUAGGAUAUUUUCCCAGAAAGCUAGACAUUCCCGAGAACACCCCAAUUGAGACUACAAUCACCACCAUCACGGCAUCAUCCGAGGCGCAGAAUGUCGCGAGAACGUUCAAAUUGAUAGAUGGCGCCAAUGGAACGUUCAAACUUGGUGACGUGUCGAUACCACCAUUUGUAAAUAUUCAAUCAUCUAUGUGGACUGUUCCAUUAGUAUUGGCUCGACCACUUGAUUUUGAAACAAGGGAAGAAUUUGUUUUCAAAGUAAAGGCAAUUGACGCGUAUCAACGAGAGCAGUUCGAAGAACUUAUGAUCCGGGUCACCGAUGUCAACGAAGGGCCAUCGGAUAUCUUAUACUCUGGAGGAAAGGAUAUAUCUGUACAUGAGAAGCUUUAUACGAACGAUGAAGUCAUUGGUCGCUUUCGUGUAGUAGAUGACGACAUUGAAGACAAACACGUGCUUCGGAUCAGUAACAACAAUGCUAUAAAGUUAAACAGAGAGGGUGAACUGUAUGUACCGGCAGGAACAUCAUUCGACUUUGAACGACGAUCCAAAAUCAAAAUAUUAGUGCGUGUAGCAGACAAAGAAACGGCGGUAUUCAGAAAAGCAUUCCAAGUGAAAGUUAUUGAUUCGAACGAGGCACCAACUGAACUGAUACUUGUGAAUGGGACAGUGAGCACGGGAUUUUUAACUUUUGGUUUGCUGUUCGAUAACAGUCCAGCUGAAACAUCGAUUAGUACAGUGAAAGUCAGAGACCCCGACAAUGCUAAUUGGGGCAACCAAACGUUCGCAAUAGAGCUGGUGGACGAUGGUCACGGAUUGGUGAAACUCGAUGAACUCAUAUUAAAGGUUGCCAAAUAUAAUGACGUCUGUACUCCAACCGACGAUUACUGUAGAAUUGAUUACGAAAGUCAUAAGGCAUUACUGAUUACGUUCAAAGUAACUGACAGUAGCUCUCCCCCUAUGACAGCUUACUUUAAUAGAAUGAUCGCUAUCGAAGAUAUAAACGACCCACCUAGACGGAUACAUCUUGAUGGUACCAUUUUAG